Messenger RNA from Geosmithia morbida, 1539 nucleotides. Its product is annotated as FBOX protein. The transcript has 5 exons. The coding region runs from base 1 to 1539 and encodes 512 amino acids. Gene Ontology annotation, molecular function: protein binding. NCBI's taxonomy places the organism in Eukaryota, Fungi, Ascomycota, Sordariomycetes, Hypocreales, Bionectriaceae. The record is from RefSeq and is a predicted model, not a curated record.
AUGAAUGACGACACUCACAGUAACGACCUGACGGGUCUCCCCGGCGAAAUGCUAGAGCACAUACUCACCUUCCUCGACCCGGAGAGCCUGUUCGCCGCGUCGAGAACAUGCCGUUCUCUGAGGGGGAUCGGAGGUACGACGGCGUUUCUGCAAGAUGUGAACAAAAAGAAGAGGGUGGAGCAUGACUCGGCUGACUUUGACAAGGUCCGCCACCUGCAUGCCGUCCACGAUACUAUCACCAGCCUCCUCAAGAAUGCGUCAUGCAACGACAGCAGCGAUGAUGAGAGCGCCACCGUAAAGGACGAGGGCAACCGUGGUGCCGGUGGAGAGAAGAGCAUCAGAGAUAGCAGGAACGUAUCCCGUCUACGACAACUCAUGGCGUCCAACGAGCCCAUGGCCCAAACUUUCAUGCAGCAGUCUUCGCUGUUCGAACGCAUGAGGAAGACAGCGUGGCUAUCCUCGACGAUGUCGCGGUACGACAACACACCGACAGAGGAGCACCAGAUGUCGGCGCGGCUCCACUGCCUCUACGGACGCCCCAUACUGAAGACCGGCCGCACCCGUUCCAACAGGAGCUACCCCUACGCCUGCUCGCGGGUGUACGACAUGCGCCUCUACACGACGAACACCAUGUGGGGCCCCUUUAGGGAGGACGGGUCGAAGAGGGUGGACUGGGAGAAGGUGGAGGCCAUCAAUAUCGUGCUCUCGCACAAUGUCGGCUCGCAGUGGCCGCAGACGAAAGUGUUUGACGAUAUCUGGGACACGCCCUUCUCCGGGUCGUUUCCAAAGUCUCAAGCGCCUGUUUCUGUGCCGCGGAGCUUGGGGGACCUAGCCUCCAGGGAUCCUUACGGGGUUACCGGAGCGUGGUAUCGGGUUGUCUGCUUCCUCGACUACUCCGACUUCUUCCACUACAACUUCUCCAUGGGCGGUCUCAUCCCACACAACACCCCCCGGCAGCCGCUCAAUGUCGGUGAAGCGACGAGACUCAUCAUCAUGGAUCUGAACGUCACAAGCAUAGAGGACCCGGGACCCGAGGAUGGCCAAGGCCUGCCUAUAGUGCACUUCGAGGGGGAGUCCCGGUCGAUACACCACUCGCUCGAUAACAAUGCCAACUCUGAGCUGCGAGGCUCCGUCCGUCUGACGAGGGAGGGAGAAGUGCGGUGGACUACCGUGUCCAUCUUCCACGGACAGGAACGCUGGCGGAGCGAAGGUGUUCAGGUCGGCGGAGUACAGGACUACGACAUGCAUGGGCCUGUGGGCCCUACCGCGUUUUGGAAGGCAGCCGACGGCGAGAACCCGCGCGGAGCACUUCUCGAAGGCAUAUCGGGCGUCAUGGUGGACGCGGCUUGGCCGCAGGGUGUGCUGCCGGCGGACGAGAACGACAUGAUCUUCCUAGACGGUAAUGGCGAGGAUGACGAUGAAGACGACAGCUGGGAUGCCGAUCUGGAUCCUGUGGCUGACGAGCUGCCUGGGUUGCUGCUAGAUGCCGAGAUGGACUUGGUGGAUGUGGCGCUGCAUCAUCCUUCACCGGCGGUGUGA